GCGGAGGCAAGGGGAGGGGGCUCUGCGUGCUCUCUCCCUCUCAUUGUCUCCCUCCCUCUUUCCCUCCCUCCCUCCCUCCCUCUUUUCCUGGGCCAGUGCCUGGCUCCAGUUGCUGGCCAGUGCAUCAGGAGCGCGGCGCCAUGGUGGCCCGGAGCACGGACAACAUUGAUACGACAGGCGAGGGUCAAGUGCGCUCUUUGGGGAAUGCAACCAGUAACGUCAAGGGGAAACCAACGAAGAGGCUUUCCAUUACACGGGGCCACUUCCCCAAGCUGACCGAGUGUGCCCAUUUCCACUAUGAGGCUGUGGACUUUGGACAUAUCCAGUUGCAGCUUGCUCCUGAGCAGAAUGAGAACCUCAGCAAUUUAGAGGAGGGAGACCAGCUGUUUCCUGUUCAAGUCACUUGUCAGGACAAGAACUGGCAGGUGCAUCGUAGCUAUGAGGAAUUUAACAAUCUGGAUGCUCACCUGCAUUGCUGCAUCUUUGAUAGGCGCUUUUCUCAGCUUCCUGAAUUGCCAUCCAUCAGCCAUGUGCGGGCUCACCCUGAGAUGCUGGUGCCCAUGCUCUCACAAUAUCUGGAAAAGCUUUCGGACCUUGUGGACAGCAACAUCAACUGUGGUCCAGUGCUCACUUGGAUGGAGAUUGAUAACCAUGGCAAUCGACUGCUGGUGAAUGAAGAAGCUUCCAUCAAUGUUCCUGCCAUUGCAGCUGCUCAUGUGGUUAAACGCUACACAGCACAAGCAUCUGAUGAGCUGUCCUUCGAAGUUGGAGACAUCAUCUCUGUGAUUGAUAUGCCUCCCAAGGAGGACAGGAGUUGGUGGCGCGGGAAACAUGGAUUUCAGGUGGGUUUCUUUCCCAGUGAAUGUGUGGAGCUGUUCUCUGAGCGUCCCAGCCCAGGACUCAAAACAGAUGCAGAAGGGAUGAGUGGCGGUAUUCCCUGCCCACCUGGUCUCCUCUCCCCAUCUUCAGUGUCCAAGAAACAUGGCAAGCUCAUCGGCUUCCUCCGUACUUUUAUGAAGUCCCGGCCAAGCAAGCAGCGUCUGAAGCAGCGUGGAAUCCUCCGGGAGAGGGUCUUUGGCUGUGAUUUGGGUGAACAUCUGAAGAAUGCAGGGAAUGAUGUACCACAGGUACUACGCACAUGCUCUGAUUUCAUCGAGAAGCAUGGCAUUGUGGAUGGCAUCUACCGCUUGUCGGGGGUCUCCUCCAACAUCCAACGGCUACGGCACGAGUUUGACUGUGAGAGGGUGCCGGAGCUCUCCAAAGAUGUCUACUUGCAGGACAUCCACUCCGUCAGUUCGCUCUGCAAGCUGUACUUCCGAGAGUUGCCAAAUCCAUUGCUCACUUACCAGCUCUACAACAAGUUUGCUGAGGCUGUGUCCGUUUCAGGGAAUGAGGAGCGCUUGGUGGCAGUCCAUGAUGUCAUUCAGCAGCUGCCUCCGCCACAUUAUAGGACUCUGGAGUUCCUCCUGCGGCACCUGGCACGCAUGGCUAUGCACAGUCAAAACACCAGCAUGCAUAUUCGCAAUUUAGCCAUCGUUUGGGCACCCAACCUGCUGCGAUCAGUGACUCUGGAGUCUGUUGCUCAGUGUGGAGCUGAUGCCUUCCAGGAAGUCCGGGUUCAGUCUCUGGUGGUUGAGUUCCUCCUCAACAAUGUACAGACUCUCUUCAGUGACACUUUCACUUCGGUUGGCAAGGAUGGUGCAGGACGCUGCUUCCUUCCCCGACCCAAAUCCCAGCUGGUGAGCUGUCCCUCCACUCGGUUGCUGUCUCUGGAAGAAGCUCAGGCUCGUACCCAGGCCCUCUGUAAGAUCACCAAGUCGGAGGCCAGACAAAGAUCCGCUGAUCUGCAGGGACAAGGAAAAAUCUCCACUGUGUUGGGUUCACCUGACACCAGGCAAAAGGCCGAAAGUAAUGGGAGGGUACGGAAAACGUCAGGCCCUGGCUGGAAGGCUUUCUUUGCCAUUGGCAAAGCCCCAGUUACAUUCCGCAAGAAAUCGCAUCGACUUGGAGAGCUUUUUGGUCUUGGAGAGCCUCUGCCAGGAGGCCAAGCUGAAACAGUUACUCUACGAUCAGCCAAGAGUGAGGAAUCCCUGACAUCACAUGCCAGCAUGACAGGCCUUCCCAAGCUGCCUUCCCUUCGGCGCCCCCACUCCAGCAGUGAUGCGUUCCCCACCCUCAAGCCAUGCCGCUCGUGCUCUUCUUUGGGUUCCUCUGUGUCGGGCCAGGGUGAAGGCCUGGCUGUUGGGACUGUAGACCUGGCUGCACGGCGCCGUUCUUCUUGGUUGGAGGGCGACUCGGAGCUGGACUCGGAGUUGGAGCUCAGCCCUCCUGGCCUCCGUGGCUUGGACUUUGACCCUCUGACCUUCCAGUGCAGCCCUCCUGCUCAGCAGCCCUCCCUCUCCGAUGAAUCCAGCUCUCCAAGCCCUGCCGGGCCCCUCUCACCCUGUUCGCCCCCACCUAUCGGCACGUCGGAGUCAUCGCCCAUCUCCCUUCCCAACAAAGUGCUGGAAAUGUUCACUGGGGGUGAGACAAGAGGCCUGAAUGUGCAAGUCUCCCCACCACACAUGAUCUCCAUGCUGCUGUGUGCUGCCGGUGGGCAGCUGAAUGAUACUUGUGAACGCGAAGUCCGCUGCAAGAUUACACAAACCAAAGGUCGUUCCUCUCCACACAGUCCAAAGACGGAAGCGACUCUCCCAUCCCCGGGCACACUCUCAUUGCUGCAGCACAUUCCCCCACCUCCUCCGCCCAAAAACCCAGCUCGGCUGAUGGCCCUGGCCCUGGCGGAGAGCGCACACCAGGUGGCCCUGCAGCAGAAACAGCAGGCCAGUCUUGGGCCGAAGCAGCCCCGGAGGCAUUUCCGACGCUCCCUGUCAUUGGAGUGUAAGGCAGGAGAGCUGACGAGCGGCGCACGGGCACUUUACUCCAUGGUGCGCCCCAACGUCAAGGCUGCUGGCCCCUCUUCCCUGCAGGGACAGGUUCGGGGCAGGAGCAGAGGCAGUGAAUGCCAUGACCGCCGAGGAGGAAACCGGCUGCUGCUCAACCAGGCCUCUCCUGUGGGCAGUUCGGAUUCCUUUUCCCCUUCCCGAAAGGUCCUCACUGACAUGUCCCAUAAAGACCCGCCAUUGCAUUCCUUCUCUGAUCCUUACCACCUCUCCUCCCAGACCUCUGUCUCAUCAGCUGCCUACAGUCUUCAUCACCAGCCACCUCCAAUAUCAUUUUCCUACCGUGCCCCACGCCACCCUCAUGAGCCCUAUCCUUUGUCCAGCCAGUCUCCCGCCCCACCUAAACCUCCUCCCCCUCCACACUUUCCCGUAACCCCUCGCCAUUUGCCCGUCAAAGGCAGGCCCCCUGGCUUCCAGUCCUAUCUCCCAGAUCAUCGACAUCAUGGACGUUUCCCGGCCUCCUCUCGGGGUGGCGUGAACGGGACCCCACCUCCCCAGAUGGAGCAUGAAAAUCUCUACUAUGAGAUUGUUGGGGAGCCUCCUGCUUACCCUGGAAUGGCACGGCCCUGGCCAAGUUGCCCACCCCCUGAGUACUUUGCCACUUUCAAUGCAUCCUACGGUGUGUUUGAGAGACCGUGGCGCCAGCCCUACCUCCCUCCAGCCCCAUCUUCUCUCCAAACAAUCCUCAAUAAUCCUCGCUCGCAUCCCCAGCCAAUGCCUCCCACGGUGACCCGGCAGGAGCCCAUUUAUGUCAACAUACCGUUUCCCGAGCCCCCUUCCAUCACUCCCACUCCUUCCCCUCCACUGGAAAUGGCACAUCCCCGUAGCCAUUCUGAUCCCGGGGCUCCUCAGCCUCUCUUACACCACAGCAGGCCUCCAUUGCCUCAGAAGCAGAAGUUUGGCUGGGGCUGCCCACCGACGGGGCAAUACCGCCAGUUCAUGGAUGUUUUGCCAUGCAGCCGUACUUUGCUACAGUUCUACCGCCCUCCCUCAGCGUGUUUGGGCCGUCCUCCCUACGGGCCAGAGCCCAUCAUCACCUACGAUGGACCCCCUGCCCAUCUGGGGAACCAAGCCUCCGCUUCCCUGUCAUCUUUGCGGAAGUUGGAGGAGUCUCCUGCUCAGUAUGGCAAUGUGGAGAGGAGGGAAGGGUCUCCUUCUGGGUGCUACCUGGGACCCAGCUGGACUGUGUACACAGAAGGCCAGACACAUAGCUACUGCUGAGAGACAGUACCCUGUUUGGGAUUCUUGGGGCUGGGCUCCGGGUUUCUCCCCUCAUCUGAGGAAUUUAUUUUGUGGUACUCUUUGAUGUGAAAAGUGCAGGCAUUGGAUGGAAGACUAUCUAUUUUGACAGGUGGCAGUGACAUCACAUUCCAGAUCAUUUGUUGGUGGCUGUGCUGGCCUGUUCUGAAUUGCUGAAUACUUAAACCUAGUGGACAUUUCAAGAGCACACGAAUCUCCGAAGGCAGCUCCGGCACUUGCGUGGUGCCCCACAAAAGACACGAUGUUGCAGUGGAGCGUUUGGAUCAUAUCACUUCAGCCUCUUUGAUGCCAUAACGGCUCUGCUAAUUGUGUCAUCACAUGACUCGCCCUAUUUUUGUUCUGCUCCAUGUCACAUCUCUUUCCUUUGAUUCCCUUCCCCACUCAGCAGGGAAUUCCUAACAUCCUUGCCGGAGAACUUUGUUCCCACUGGAACAGUGACCUAGUUGAACCCCUGUCCCGUGAUUUCAUCCUCCUGGUCUACACCGCUCCUGCAGCAGCACCCACAUCUAAUGUGAAUAUUACUGGUAGCUAUGCCCCCGGUGGUGCAGUGGGUUAAACCAUUGAGCUGCUAAACUUGCUGACUGAAAGGUCGCAGGUUCGAAUCAAGGGAGCGACUUGAGCUUCCACUGUCAGCCCCAGCUUCUGCCAACCUAGCAGAUCAAAAAAUGGAAAUGUGAGUAGAUCAAU
Molecule: messenger RNA, 4889 nt
Organism: Anolis sagrei ordinatus
Lineage: Eukaryota; Metazoa; Chordata; Lepidosauria; Squamata; Anolidae
Gene: ARHGAP33
Product: Rho GTPase activating protein 33
Biological process (GO): small GTPase-mediated signal transduction
Cellular component (GO): plasma membrane
Molecular function (GO): protein binding; GTPase activator activity; phosphatidylinositol binding
Source: RefSeq, a predicted model, not a curated record